ACUUAAAGGAAAUGCAAUCAGCUCAUCAUCGUUUUCAACAGUGUUUACACGCUCCGCUCCUCUCUGGUAUUUGAAUCCACUGGCCACCGUAAUUAGCACUCUCAACCACUGAAUUUAAUCCACCAUUUCCUUCAACUUCCUCUUCUCUGCAUCCUCCUCGCCGGAGAACCCCUUUUUCUCUCCGAUUUCUCUGUUCCACCGUCGUCCUCGAACCAGCCAAGCACAAAAAUGGCCAAUGCAGCAUCAGGAAUUGCGGUGAAUGAUGAAUGCAAGUUAAAGUUUUUGGAACUCAAGUCAAAAAGAACUCAUCGUUUCAUUGUCUUUAAGAUCGAGGAGAAGCAGAAGCAGGUAGUGGUGGAGAAACUUGGCGAGCCUGCCCAAAGUUAUGAGGAUUUUGCUGCAAGUCUCCCUGCCGAUGAGUGCCGUUAUGCUGUUUAUGAUUUUGACUUUGUCACAGAAGAAAACUGCCAAAAAAGCAGGAUUUUCUUCAUUGCAUGGUCUCCAGACACUUCAAGGGUCAGAAGCAAGAUGAUAUAUGCAAGCUCCAAGGACAGAUUUAAGAGAGAGCUUGAUGGAAUUCAAAUAGAGCUGCAGGCAACCGAUCCGACCGAGAUGGGCCUUGACGUCAUUCGAAGCCGUGCCAACUGAACGCGGAAACACUGGCCUAAAACGAGUCCGAAUGUUUAAAAUUUGUGAGAUGUGGGGACUCAGAUUUCACUGGAAAUCUUCUGUUCUCCUUGAACAAGUAUGCAACUGUGUGUCAUGGUCUUUUUCCCUUCUUCAACUUCAUAUUUUGCAGCCCCUUUUUUUCUUGUCUUGAGUGACUGUCUAGAGUCUGAUACCUAUAAAGCUAAUAUAAUAUACCUAUUAGCUAAUUUCAAAUUUGUUUUACAGUUCUACUUUUGGAUUGCUGCUUUUUAAAGUGAAUGCUGUAUUUAAUAACAUUACAUUCGUUCUUUAA
This is a messenger RNA of Momordica charantia (bitter melon), 961 nucleotides long. RefSeq names its product actin-depolymerizing factor 1. NCBI's taxonomy places the organism in Eukaryota, Viridiplantae, Streptophyta, Magnoliopsida, Cucurbitales, Cucurbitaceae. Gene Ontology annotation, cellular component: actin cytoskeleton. Gene Ontology annotation, molecular function: actin binding. The record is from RefSeq and is a predicted model, not a curated record. Gene Ontology annotation, biological process: actin filament depolymerization.